CACUUUCACACGCGACGGGAGUUUUUACGACAGUCGUUGUCACAUCUUGCGCCUGGUGGGAGAAUAGCACUUGCAGACAUAUGUUUCCCGACGACUCGGAAGACCAUGAGCCUCAGGACGAGGGUUCUGCUGGAGAUUCUAAAUAUGAUACCCAAGGAGAACAUAGUUUCGCUCGAGGAAUACGAGGCGGACAUGCGAAAUAUGGGUUACGUGGAUGUUAAAUUAGAGGACAUCAGCGACGAGGUGUUUCCUGGGUUUGUACGCUUUCUGAAGAGGCGUGGGUGGGGCUGGCGGAUAUUUGGGAGAGUGGUGACGGAAAUUGCGGGCCGGGCUCGAUUUGUAGUAGUGAGUGGCUGUGCAGGAGCAUUGUAGGCUUGUUCUUGUCCAUGAACGAUGACGGCGAUUCAACAAGUGUCGAUUGUUGACCUCCAGGAGCGUUCUGAACCAAAGCGACAUACUGUCUAUCGAAUCGAAAUAAAGGCUCACAUUCAGUCAUGGACCAUGUGGCGCCGUUACUCAGAAUUCGACGACCUCCACACUGAUCUCGUCCAGGCAACAGGCUUGCCCCCGCCAGCUCCCUUGCCCCCAAAGCACAAAUUCUCCCUUUUUCGCUCCCGUACCGACUCCCAGCUUCUCACUCAGCGCCGUGCUGGUCUUGAGACCUACCUACGCGCCAUUAUCAGUGCCAAAGAUGACCAAUGGCGCGAGACCUACCCCUUCAAACAGUUCCUUGGAAUCCCCAUCGGCAAGGCGGCAGCCGUCAAGAAUGCUCCCACCCAUUUCUCUUCAGCCUCUUGGUUAGACGAGUAUCAAGAAAUACAGACGCGUCUCCGCGACGUCAGGGCCGACAUAAACCGCCGUGAGGCGUUCUCCACCCAGGGCGACGUCAAUGCCUCACACAAGUCCAACGUCAGUGCCAAGCAGAAACUCGCAGGAGUCUUGGCCCGUAUUGGCACGCUCGGAAAAGGGCUUCAGGAGCUUGCAGUGGGUGGCAUGAGUCAAGGCGAGUUGCAGAGACGGACGGACAUGGUUGCUCGGCUUCAGGAUGACUGUGAGAAGCUGGGAAAGAUGGUUACCGUCGCUCGAAUGACGUCGGCCCGAAGCGGCGGUGGUGAUGCUGCACCCACAACUAACCUAGCACCCUCCACUGACCGUGAGGCGCUUCUCGGUCCCGCUUCUAAUACGUUCACAAGGGUGACAAGAGUAUUCGGUGCACCCUCGGUACCUCAGGAGACAGAGGAGACCAGGCCACUCGAUAAUCAUGGUCUUUUGGGUUUCCAGCAAACCCAGAUUGAGCAACAGGACCAGCAGCUGUCCAUUUUAACGACAGUCCUACAACGACAGCGGCAUUUGGGGGAGGCCAUUGGAGCUGAGAUAGCCUACCAGAACGACAUGCUAGAUGGACUGUCAAACGACGUAGAUCGAGUAGGAGGCAAACUUUUGUCGGCAAAUAGACAGCUGGGCAGGCUCGGUUAGACGGUCGUACGAAUUUAUAACAUAUCUGCAUUCCCUUGGUUUUCAUGUCUGUAUGUAGUACUAGUGUGUGU
Molecule: messenger RNA, 1547 nt
Organism: Guyanagaster necrorhizus
Lineage: Eukaryota; Fungi; Basidiomycota; Agaricomycetes; Agaricales; Physalacriaceae
Product: syntaxin
Exons: 1
Coding region: 394-1476 (360 amino acids)
Cellular component (GO): intracellular membrane-bounded organelle
Molecular function (GO): phosphatidylinositol binding
Source: RefSeq, a predicted model, not a curated record